AUGAAAUUUGGUGCACAUCUCGAAUCAAAGAUAUAUGAGCCAUGGCGCUCAUCUUAUCUCGUCUACAACCAAAUCAAAGUGGAAAUGAAGCGACGUCAACUUGACCAUGGAUGGACCAAAUCUGACGAAGUCGAUGUUACUCGUACAUUGGAAUCUGAGCUUGCCAAGGUGUAUCGAUUUGCCAAGACGCAACUCAAGGCCAUUCAACAGCGUGCUGAUCAAGGACAAGUGGCAUUGAAUCAAUUGUCCAACACAAAGGACAGCAAGAACAAGUACGAUGCACUGGCUGAUACAUUUACAGAGAUCUUAUUCGAUAUAAACGACCUCGCUAAGUUCUUGCAACUGAAUGCAGCCGGCUUUGAAAAGAUCCUCAAGAAGCAUGAUCGCUACACAAACCUAGAUUUGCGCAGUAUGUACCGUCAAUCCAUGUCGCAGCAAUGGUCUCUGGACAAGCUCUCGCUGCAGUUGGAUGUGCUGAUUGUCAAGAUUUCAGGACUACAUGAUUUGUGUCAUUUGCACGGCCAUCCUCGAUCACAACAACAAGCGUACAGCCAAGGUGGAGAUCAAACGGCUUUUGAGCGUGCUACUGCUAAAUACUGGAUCCAUCCUGACAACAUUACCGAAGUGAAAUCCAUCAUUUUGUUUCAUUUGCCUGUGCACGUGUUCAAUCAGAAGAAGCAGUACGAAGUGGAGGAUAUGGCAGUUUCCAGUGUCUACUUUGAUAACAAGGGCUUUGAUCUGUACUCUGAGAGAUUGAGUCGCGAUGAUGGCGCUGAAGCUAUUCGACUCCGUUGGUAUGGCCCCUUGAAUCAAGACAACAACAAUGUAUACGUGGAGAGAAAGACACACAAGGCAGCGUGGCUCGACGGCAAAUCUGUCAAGGAUCGAUUCCGACUCAAGGAACCCCAGGUGGUGCCCUUCUUGGCUGGAAAAUACACAGCAGAUCAGUUUGCAGAGGAUCUUCGCAACAGCAAAAAGAGCUCCGCUGAAUCAGCAGCUAUGGUAGAAGAGAAUCGAUUCAUUGCGUCUGGUGUGCAGCAAUCUGUCAAGGACCGUCGCUUGGCUCCCACCUGUCGUGUAUUUUACAACCGCACAGCAUUCCAACUUCCUGGUGAUCAGCGACUGCGUAUCAGUUUGGAUUCCAAUCUGACGUUUAUCAGAGAGGAAACAGAGGAAUCUGAAUGGAGAAGAAAGGACGUUGGCAUCGAUUACCCCUUCCGCUACGUCGCUGACAAGGACAUUUCCAGAUUCCCUUACGCUAUUCUGGAAACCAAGCUCCAGACACAUCUGGGCCAAGAAAGUCCUGCAUGGCUCACUGCACUUAUUGAAUCGCAUCUUGUACACGAGGUGCCUCGUUUCUCAAAGUACUUGCAUGGUGCAUCUAUGCUGUUCAAGGAGCAAGUGCCUACUUAUCCCUACUGGCUGUCUCAAUUUGGUCAAGAUAUUCGAAAGGAGCCUGUUGCUAAUGUGGGUCUCUCUCGUUCCUUGAGUUUGAAGCCUUUGGUCAAUGGCCAUUACAGACAAUCCCUAUUGAUGAUGUACGAAAGAGAGCUGAAAGAGAGCAACAACAAGACCAAGGAUACAUUCAGCAAGGGCAAGAAGUUGGGUGAUUUACGUGCCAUCAACUUUAGCAGCAACAACAAGUUUCGCCAGGAGAAGCCUCAUCUGUCCAUCAACUUGCUGGACACAGAAGCCGUGGAUCAACGACAGCCCAAUAGCGGUAAAGACGUCUUGUCUCGUAUUUGGAACUAUGGUACUACUCCUACGUCUGCACAGUUCUUAUCUCUUUUGAAAAGGGACGGUAAAAAGGAAACACCUAACCUACCUCGCACGAGCAGUAGUCCAGGCAGGUUUUCCAAAGGUCAAAUGAAGAAAACAGAGCCCAAGACAUUCUUUGCCAACGAGCGUACCUUUAUCUCAUGGUUGCAAUUCUGCGCUCUGCUAUUGACGGUUGCUUUGAAUUUGUUGAAUAAUGGUGAUCAUAUAUCCCGUGUCAUUGGUGCUGUAUUCAUUAUUAUUGCAUCUAUGUUGUCACUUUAUGCUCUAGCAAGAUUCCAAAUUAGAUCAUGGCAAUUACGAAACAACAAGCAAAUUGUGCGCUAUGAUGAUGUGUGGGGCCCUACCGUGCUGUGCAUAUUAAUUGUCAUCGCUCUCGUUGUUAACUUUUGCCUGCGGGCUGAUACGCUAUCCUCGUCCUACGAGGAUACGUCUGCUGUAGACGUCCUUGUGGAUGCUGCUGCCACGGCUGCUGUAGAGGAUUUGUGA
Mucor velutinosus is the source of this 2265-nucleotide messenger RNA. RefSeq lists its product as uncharacterized. The coding region runs from base 1 to 2265 and encodes 754 amino acids. Lineage: Eukaryota; Fungi; Mucoromycota; Mucoromycetes; Mucorales; Mucoraceae. The transcript has 2 exons. The record is from RefSeq and is a predicted model, not a curated record.